GUCGUGGGUGAUAACACACCUUUUCCCGGGUACCGACCUUGAUUCCGCCCUCCUUACAGCCUUCAAGCUUUCGCAUGGCUCACCUCUGUUUCGUAUUUAUCUCGUUUUUCGGCGCUGCGGACGCUUGAGCAGGCAGCUUGUUCAGCGACGAAGUCGUCUCCACAGAUCUGCCGCACAGCGCAUAUGUGUCCGACUAUGCAAUGAGUGGGGAUACAGCAAACUGCAGGGCGACUAUCUCCCAUACGUCUUCAAUGUAUACAAGUGCCACAUAUUUGAAGUCUUAUGAACGGGUUCUCUCAUGUUGUCAACUGCUUCUUCACCGACACACGGCAAUGGAACUCUUUCAAUGGCAUCAUAUUUUUCUGCCACAUGAUCAUGUUCUUUUACCAAAACCUCAAUCAACAUUCUUGAUCAAUCGGAGCAUGCUAUUGCAAAAAUACCUGACAGUCGCUGCUCGAGGUAGAAGGAGUAGCGGGCUCUGCCUGGGCCCGGUGACCUCUUUGCUGAGUGAUCAUACAAUUGGUGACAAAUGCUUACUCAUCCUCCACACCACGCACACCGCCUCCCGCGUUGACUCUACUCUUGUUACCAUCGUCGUUCCUCCUAACAACAUCGAUAACCCCUAUACUAGAGUAAACAUGAGUCAGUGGCCAUCUCUUCUAGCAGGGUAUGAAGGUGCAGAACCCCUUCCAACCACGAUCAAUCCUGACGGGAAAUCCCUGUACAACCCACCUGGUCCUCGCUCAGCCUCCUAUGACGAAUUUCCGAAACAAUUUAAUCCGUCUAAGAAUGGUUUCGACUUCCACAUUUAUUACAUGCCCGCUGUGGCUGCUCAGGCGCAAUAUGCGAAAGAAUUACACGAGCGUGUAAGGAGGGAGUUUCCAGAGGUACACAAGUUCUUUCUCUUGCAUCAUCCAGUAAAUACAUUCAGUCCCCACCAGACGGGAGCAUUAUUUUCGUGGCUUGUUGUUAAUCGGGGACCUUGUGACAUUCUUGUCCACCCGAACACUGGCGAUGCACUCAGAGAUCACACAGAGCUGGCGACGUGGAUUGGAAAGACAUGGCCAUUGUAUGAGGAAUCUCUUCGCCCUACUCCAAGUUGAAGAAAAUCAGAGCAUCCUCUACGAAGAUCCUCCGUCCUCUGUAUCAUCAGUCUUUCAGCAGAAAGGCACUGCUUGUUCAUGUACACUAGAUAUAUAUCAUGGCUUACUGCGACGUUUGGUGAUAUAUCUGUAACGCUGCAGCUCAGUUUCUUGGCCGGGUCAUGCAGUUGUUCCCUGUUCUGCGGCCUGCAAACUCAAUCCACCUUC
Suillus fuscotomentosus is the source of this 1310-nucleotide messenger RNA. RefSeq names its product DOPA-like domain-containing protein. The record is from RefSeq and is a predicted model, not a curated record. The transcript is spliced from 7 exons. Bases 201 to 1103 code for a protein of 300 amino acids. Lineage: Eukaryota; Fungi; Basidiomycota; Agaricomycetes; Boletales; Suillaceae.